AUAAACUUUUGAAAGAACGCAACGGCCACACAGUUUCUCCUCUCAAUUUUUGCUUUCUCUGCUGAUACGGAAGAUUUUACGAUCGAUUGAUUCGAUACUUCAACACCGAACCAAUUGAAUUUUGUUUUGUGUGAUAAAGGAAAUAUGGAAAGGCCCCUCACUUUAAAGCCACUGAGCAUCCAAGAUGAAAAUUCAGCCAUUGUUCGUAAAAAGCCUGCAGUUGAAGGUAAAGCAAAGAGCUUUGGACCAGCUGCAAAGAAGGGUGCGGUAGCACCUGAGAGUCGUAAAGCUCUGAACGACAUAACGAACAAAAAGCCCUUCCAUCCUGCAGCAUCCUCCCAGAAAAAGGGUUCUCAAAGUAAGAAGUUAAACAUUGCAGGUGAAGGCUAUAAGCACCAUGGUGUAUUUGAUGCCGAGGCACUGUCACAGAGAAAGGGUUCAUUAUUUGAGAAACUCAACAUUGCUGAAGAAGGGUUUUUGCAUGAUCACAGUAAGUGUGUUCAAGCACAAAAAUCUGCACGGGAGCUCAACUUCUGGGACAUUGUUCUUCCUGGACAUGAUGCUGCAGAUGUGAUGGUCAAAAAAGAAGAGCAUAAACCUGAGGCUUCUCGGAAAUUGGAUGAAUUGCCAAUGACAGAGUUCUUGGGUUCCAAGUAUAAAUCCCCUCCCGGUUCUCCUCCGGCCUCUUCUUCUCCUUUUGUGCCGUGGGAUCUUGAACCUGUGGAACUAGUCCUCAAAGAAGACAACCUCGUCCUCGAUGCUUAAUGAAUGCAAAGGUACUGACUCUACUGUCUUGUUUAGAUUCAUGUAGUUACACUUUCGACAUGCUAAGAAUGAAUGAAUUAUGCGCUGGUAGCUAGCUAGCUAAUCUUUCCUGCUCCAAGACAGACAUUCAUGGACUGCCUGAUUUUCAAUCAAAUCUCCUACAUCUUCAAUCUUUUGAAUUUC
This is a messenger RNA of Andrographis paniculata, 948 nucleotides long. Its product is annotated as protein PATRONUS 2-like. NCBI's taxonomy places the organism in Eukaryota, Viridiplantae, Streptophyta, Magnoliopsida, Lamiales, Acanthaceae. Gene Ontology annotation, biological process: regulation of mitotic cell cycle. The record is from RefSeq and is a predicted model, not a curated record. The transcript has 5 exons. The coding region runs from base 145 to 765 and encodes 206 amino acids.